AUGAAAGGGGAUCAAAAUUUUACUGAAAUUUGUUCGAACGACGCGGUUCCCGAUGUCGUUGCCGGCUGCAAAAAGAAGCCCGCGGAGACAAGUGUUACAGCGGCGCAGCUAAGGGAACAGGCUGAUAUCACCGACCUAAUUGGACACGUAGGUUCGUGGCAUUAUAUUAUGUUAGCGGUGAUCUUCAUCAACUCGCUGUUUAAUGCAUAUGGCCAAUUAGCCAUGGCCUUUAUGAUGCCCCCCAAUGUUGAAUUUCACUGCAGACGAACGGAGGAAGCCAUCCGAAGAAAUAUGACAGAGGAGCAAUGGCGCGAAUUUACCCAUAACGAUUCUUUAAAGACCGGGUCGGGUUAUUGCACCCGACACUUCUUUGAUCACGAGACGCUUACAGCACACGAGAAGGUAAUCGCAUGUCACAGCUGGGAAUUUAGUCACUCUGUACACCAUUCAACAAUACUCGAGGAGUGGGACCUCGUUUGCGACAAUGACUACCUCAAGCCGUUCCCGCAGUCACUCUCCAUGGCCGGCCUAAUUAUCGGUAACGUAGUGUUCAGCCACUUCUCUGAUCACUACGGACGUCGUCCUGCGGUCUUCGCAGGAAUGCUGAUUUGUGCAGUUUCCGGUGUGAUGGCAACAGUAACAAGCAAUUUCAUUGUAUUCAAUGUCGGCCGGUUUUUUUCGUCAGUAUCAAAAAUCGGCAUUCAGGCUUCUAUUGUCAUCUAUCUGGAAAGCAUCGAUCCUCACUACCGGUAUCUCUUUUCGCUACUAAAUGGAUUCGGGUUCCAUUUGGGAAUGAUGUUUGUAGCGUUAACCGCUUUCUUCGGCGACAGUUGGCGGUACCUCCAGGGCCUUAUCAGCGGACCAGCAGUCGCCAUUCUACCAUUUCUCUUCUUCGUUUAUGAAUCGCCUCGAUGGCUACAUUCGCAGCGAUGUCCCGAUGAAGCGGACGCGGUUCUCCGUAACAUCUGCGACUGGAACAAAGUUCCGGCCGAACGCGUCGACGAACUCUUGCCUAAGAUUAGGACUAAAUAUGUCCAUCUAAAGCAGGGCAAGUCCAAGAACGCGCUCGAUCUGUUUCGUGAUAGCAAUGGUGCAAAUACAACACGUAAUACGCUACUCAUAUGGUAUCUGUGCUUUACGUCCGGCAUACUGUUCUAUGCAUCAACGUUCACGUCGACCGAACUCGAGAUCGGGCUUGGACCGCACGUCUCGUUUUGUCUGCCGAUCGGUGCCGAGUUGGUCGCCAUCUUGCUUGUGUCGUUGGGUGUACGAUAUAUUCGCCGAAAAGCGAUUAUCUUCACAACAAGUUUGCUCGGCGCUCUCGGUUUCUACCUGAUGGGCUUUGGCGAGAAUCUCGGCGUACCUUGGAUCAUCGAUCUAACUGCUGUCAUCAUGAUCCGUGCUAGUUCUGCGGCGUUCACCCAAAUCUAUCCAGUGUACAGUGCCGAACUCUAUCCUACACCGUUGCGUAAUGUCGGUAUUGGCUUCUGUGAUUUGAUGUAUCGACUGGCCUCAACGAUCGAUCCUUUCGGGAGAUAUUGGUUGCCGAGGCUGCACACGCAAUUACUGCCAGGGCUUUAUGGUACCAUGAGUCUAGUAGCGUGUGUGUUUUGCCUCUUUCUGCCAGAAACCCUAAAUAAGGCCUUGGACGAUGGAGUGUUUGCUCGUUUUUCCAGGACCGUGUCCUCCUUCCGCGAGAGCAUACGUCGCUCUUCGAAAACGUCCACGGGGAACGAUCGGCGAGCGCCAGAUGAUGUUUGAAUCACCUCUUCUUGAGCGUUGGUUCGUGCGAAGAGGGAAAGGGACGUAAUUCGCAGGGUCGGUUCAACCUGUGUGGCGGACAAGUCUAGCCUUUUCGUAAACAGUGGCCGUCUUUAUUUAACGCAAUCAAAAUUUCCUUGUAAAGAAAAUUAUAACUCAACGUAUUUUAUGAAAUAUUAAUUGAUACAGUAUAGAAGGGAACAAACAAAUGUCAAGUUACAAAGUAGUGGGACACUAUCUGAUAGAUUUUAUGUAGUAGGCUUCUCAAAACUAAUGCCACUCAGAUCGCUUGCAGGGCAAUUUAUUUUUACUGCUAUCUUUUCUUAACCAGCAUUAAUUCUUAAAGUGAAUAAUAUUUUCAGAUAGAUAUUCUUAGUAUAUAUACCCUUCACUUAACAAGUGCAGAUUGAAAAUGGAUUUAUAGUGUUUUAUAAACACUGCAAAUUGUACGCAGACAUGCGCGAUCCGCAAGGACGAGAAAAAUAUAGAAGAUAAUGCCGUUGAUCGAGAAUCCGGAAUCAGCAUUUGCUUGAGAGAUUCGUUAACUAGAAGUACCUAAUUAGUCUUUUCCAACUACCGAAAUUUUGUUUUUAAAAGAAAGUAAAUUUAUAUCUCUUUGCCUGCAAUAAUGAUCAUUCCGUUUAAAAACAAAUCAGCCUAAAUCAAUGACUGCAAAUGAACUCGAAGAGAGUAUAGUGAUUUGCCUAUGAUUAUUUUUCACUAGAUUUUUCUAUAAGACAGGCUAUAUAUUGGCAAUUUCUAGCCCGUUUAAUGAGCAGUUUUUAUUAGUACUGAAAAUAAGACGUCCUAACGAGACGUUAGUAGCUAAAUUAAAGCAUAGCUUGUGCACAACCUUUUCGAUAUAUGUGACGUCGACCUUUAGAGGUCUCUAAUGUGGCAUCUAAACAAGCAGGGAUCAUUAUCUUCAUUUAGUGCGAUCACGCUGUACUGUAGUGAAUGGAGUGGCCAAACCAAUGGGUGGGUACGGUUUCAAUUCUAGCCGAAGCCCAGAUUUUUGCGGUCUAAACCUACGUCCAGAUCAAUGGCGGUAAUUAUACCGAUUAAAUGAAACGAAUGACUGAACUCCAUUUUCGUAUUGUCCGAUGCUAUAACUAUCUGAGUCUGAGAGACACAGAAGGAGAAGCAGAUACAUGCUAUCGAUCAUACAUUUCCGUUUAGCGUGGAAUAGCACAAUAGAAAAUUGUAGGGAGAUGAAUAUACAGUUUUCGGUAUGUCCUUGUAAACAUUACGUUCGCCAGUUUUUCGCAAACGGUAGGCCCACAACAAACGUGGCGUUAAAAACAUCCAACAUAGAAAGGUCUAAACGGUUCGAAAGGAAUACAUUUACCGGUUUCUUAGAAGCGCGAAACAUCACAUGUCCAUGGCUUCGUCAAGCUUAUUUAAAACGGUCGCACCUUUACUACAGGUCGUCUGCGUCACACACAGUCAACGUAACGUAAUCGCUAAUAAGCAACGGAGUUUUGUUGCAUUAUUAUAUAGAAGAUGACCCUGUCGUUAGCUUUUAUUAUUAAGCAGAUAUCUUAACAAGCAAAUGCACACGAUGCCCAAAGAAAACAUUAUCUUAUUUAAAUAAGUAUAGAAAGCUUCAAUUUAUAUACCUAACGCCAAGUGACAUAGCACUAGCUGUAUGCGAUCUACGUAGAUACAGAUGUUAUUACUGCUACCAUGUACUCAGCUAAAAAAAAUUGCUUAAAGGCACCACUAAGUGCAUAAAAACUAAUGGCAAUGGUGUUAUAUCUAUGUAUUUAUGUCGAUGGACGAAUUAGGCUUUUGGUGGAUAAAGACAAGGAGUCGCUGCUUCGCGUCUCAGUCAAAGAAAGUAAUAUUAUGUCCAUGUAUUUACAUCUGCAAAACUAUUCCUCCGACCGUUGUUUUUUUGCUUUGCAGUAAGGGAAUGAAUGAAAGAAAGGAAUAGAGCAAUGACUGAUUAAUAAUAUCGUUGCAGAGCUUUCUGUAUCAGAACAAGCUAUAGAUUUACUGCUUAAGACUGUUAUUAGAAAAGUGGUUAAUUAAUUCUGUUGCUGUUAAUAAAAAGUAAAAUAUUGUAACAUUUGCUGUUGGUUCAUCCAUUAUGGACAUUAAUAGUCAACGUGUUGGCCACGAAGACUACAGAGAUAUAUUGUGCAAUGUUAUGUACAAGAUAGGUAUCAGGUAUUUUGUUACUAUAGCAGUGCUGUUCUUCAAAAUAUUAUAUAUAAACAAUACGUAGAAAGGUAUUUAUAGAAUAAAGUCUAAGAGCGAUAUAAAAAGAAUAAACUGUCAAAUUAAUACCAACUUACUUCAUUGAGCAUCUUUUGGAAACGUCUCUCCAUUUAACCUUCACAGCUUUCAUAGCUGCUUUCUUUUACGCACUGCAAAACGUACUGAUUGAUUACUCGUGGAGUUCCCAUAGGCAAACAUUUCCGAUUGCAGGCGUUCCUGCAAAUGACUGAACUUAUUA
This is a messenger RNA of Varroa destructor (honeybee mite), 4222 nucleotides long. RefSeq names its product organic cation transporter protein-like. Gene Ontology annotation, cellular component: membrane. NCBI's taxonomy places the organism in Eukaryota, Metazoa, Arthropoda, Arachnida, Mesostigmata, Varroidae. Gene Ontology annotation, biological process: transmembrane transport. Gene Ontology annotation, molecular function: transmembrane transporter activity. The record is from RefSeq and is a predicted model, not a curated record.